AGUUUUUGUUUGUUUUUCGGCAGCCGCCGCGCUGAAGUUGGUCAGUUGGGUCGGGGGGGCGUAGUGCGAAAGUUCGUUGAUCGCACCUUUUGUGGCUGUGUAUCUGGGUGACAAUGAUAAACGGCUGGAGGGACAGUAGCGACCGGAAAAUUUCAGUCACAGUUAGCGCAUUUGAGGUUAGCUUCCAUAUCCACAGCUGGGACGUCCCGUUGGCGUCAGCUGCCCCAAGCAUGGAGCGAGUCGUGGAGCAAGAUCAAGGUUCUUCCCUUCAGAAGGACGCUCAGACUAUACAAACACGUGACAAACCCAGCGCCAGUUUCGUGUCCAUCGACGUUGACAUGGAGUCUGACGUCGACAUCAGACCCCUUGUCACAUUCCGCGAGAAACUGUCUGCCCUGUUGCAUUCUACCAAGUUUCAGAUUGCCGUUGUGGUUUUAGUAGUACUCGACUGCCUUCUAGUCAUCACUGAAUUGCUCGUGGAGCUGGAGAUCCUGAAGCUGCAUGAACACAGCUACAUCGCACCAAAGAUCAUCCAUUCGCUGAGCAUUUUCAUCCUGAGCUUGUUCCUGGUGGAAAUUGCCGCCAAGCUAUAUGCCUAUCGCCUGAGCUUCUUCCAACACAAGAUGGAGAUGUUUGACGCUGCAAUCGUUAUCAUCUCCUUCGCCCUGGAUGUAGCGUUCAGGGACCCCGAGUCAGCCGCAAACGGUGCAGGCCUCAUCAUUGUCCUGCGACUCUGGCGAGUUGCACGUCUCUUAAAUGGCAUCGUGCUCACGGUGAAGACUCAAGCGGAACGGCAGCUGAUGCGGGAAUGCAAGCUGCGUGAGAAGCUUAUGCAGGACCUGCUCAGAAACCGCGACUACUGCAACGCCUUGGAGCAGGAGAUAUCCUCCCUCAGGGAACUGUUGCAGAACCACGGCAUCACCGACCUUCCGCCAACGGUGGUCGUUCAAGAGCCACCCUCGAGCGGAGAAGAGAACCAAGCAUCCGAUGCACGGGACUGAAGUUCCCAUGAAACGGUUGCCUGCAACUCGACACUUCUGAUGAUGAAGCUGCGUUUGCAUGCUUGGAUGUGUCCGAGCUGGGCUACAGGCGAGCCAAUGCAUGUUUGCACCUCUCGUCGUGUUUUGUGCGUCGUGUUUUAUGCAAGGACAGUGCUACUUAUGGCUCCUUUUCUGAAUUGUGCAUCACUUGAACACACUGUACUUUUUGCCAGUGCCUUUGAACUCAUCGCUGCAAAGCAGUGAAAGAAUACCACAAGUGAACAUGCUUGUAUUUUGUGCCUUUUUGCGCCUAAGUGCCUUUGACAACACUUAAAGAGCAUCUGGAGCCACAUAAGCAGUGUUGUACUUAAGCGCGACCAGUGUGUUCUUUGUGUACUAUUCUGACUCAUGUACAGGUCAAAAAUGAAUGAAAAUGGUGCCAUACUGGCAACAUUACGGUACUUCACAUAAAUGAGGUUUCAAUAUCGCAUAGCAGUGCAACACAUGCAUUGUACGUCUUUUGAGGUAUCAGCUGCACACUGGGUAAAACUCUUCAGGGUAAUGGGUGUGUUCAAUGACUUGGUUUGAUGUAAAAUGCUGCUUCACGAAUGUAGUCCAGCUGUAAAACGUAGAUGGUUCACUUUGUAAGCUUUUAUUUAAACGCUGUGAGCACCCACAUUUAGCACUUGAAGAGUGACGUGCAAGUGGGCAGUCUGUGUUAUGUAAUAGCAACGAGAUGAAGUAAGAACUGCUUACUGUGCCAAACUACGAGAUGCGACAGCUUACAAGUUAUUACGCUUUUUUUUCGAAUGUGCUUUAGCACAUACCACAACGGUAUCUCAAGUACGAGGCAUGUCUCCACGGGAGGUGAACUUUCUGAGCCCAGUGAAACGUAAUGUAAUGAACAGACUGUUCAUAUUCCCGCAAUGUUGCGAGAGAAAAAUUCUGUAUUAGAAUUGUUUUUUCUGCUUCAGUGACACUACUUGACGUCUUCAACCUAGUCAAUUGUCGAGAGCUUCACACAGCACCGUGGCAUUCCGUUACCUUCAAAUCACUUAACACAGGGAAUAGGAAAAAAAGAAGCACACGGUGUUCAGCGCAUAAAUAGAGCUUAUGAGAAAGUUCACAGACAAGCUCUUGAUCACGUCUUGAUGGACAUGUUAUACAACUGGGCAUGCCUUUUGGUUCAAUUGAUGCUGUCUACGUGUCAGUUCCUGCUGUUGCUGUGAGAACGAAUUGGUAUCUUUCCUGAUCAAAUGAAGAGUGUGGCAAUGCUUGCAGAGCACUUGCUUGUGAAACUACGGCGUUGGUUUUAUACUUCUGUACUGUAAUUAUGAAGAUUUGAAUAGCUAGCUUUUUUUUGUAAAUGUUCAGUGCAUGAUGAAGUCCUUUGUCUUUUCCUAGCUGUAGAAGUGUCCUUAGAGUGAAUUUCAAGCAUCUUUGCAGCAGCUUUUUUUGGUGAUGUGCUUAUGUACAAGGGUACACAACUGGUCACAAACAAAAGCCUACCUCCUUACCUCUUUUAUCAAAGGUAAGGAUUGUACAAUGUACGUGAUUAAUGUCAAGCCCAACCGCAUUUCUCAUAAGAGAGCUUUGGUUGUAAAAAUUUGUUGUGAUAAAUAUACUAUAUAUUUUUUACGGUUGUUACCUACUGUUAAAACGUACUCGUGUGUAGUAGUGUUGUGCCUUGACAACCAUUUGGAAUUAACGCGCAAGGACGAACUUAUGCAAUACUCAGCUGAAAGUUGCGGUUGUACGUAUAUCACUGUAUUUACUUGUGAAUAUUUUUCAUGUCUUUAUUACUUGUAUUCAAUGUCACCGUAAUAUACAUGUUGUUUACGAAGAG
Molecule: messenger RNA, 2826 nt
Organism: Rhipicephalus sanguineus (brown dog tick)
Lineage: Eukaryota; Metazoa; Arthropoda; Arachnida; Ixodida; Ixodidae
Product: voltage-gated hydrogen channel 1-like
Biological process (GO): proton transmembrane transport
Cellular component (GO): plasma membrane
Molecular function (GO): voltage-gated proton channel activity
Source: RefSeq, a predicted model, not a curated record